ACUGGCUUGGGUCAGUACAGUAGUUUAACCGUCGUUGGAUAUUAUCCACGUUCGGAGGGUGUUCAGCGGGAGGGCACGCGCUCAGUGUGGAGGCUAGCAAAGGCUAGAGCAAAACCGGCGCGGCCAAAGGCUAGCAAAAACAGGGUAACCCCGCAUGUAAAAGAUGGCCUCAGAGAUCAGAGAUCACCGGGGACACUCUUCGGCAACACCCUACACCAAGGUUUGCACACCCAGCGGCAACAACCCCAGGAGCGACAGAGCAGGACACUGCUACCCCAACCAAUACUAGUAUAUGUUUAGCUCACGGAUCCCCGGCUUUGGUGGCUGGAGCCCAUUGCCGCAAGAAGAGGACAAUGGAGAGCAACAGCUUGAAAUGACAGACUUCCAUUCUUGUCCCUCGUCGCUUGACAAGCAGAAAGGUCUGUUCUCAACAUACAGAUGGCCAACGGCGGCCUCGGCGAACGGUCAAGGCCGCCUUCGUACCGGUAUGACCGUUGCUGUUACUGUCGUUCUCGUGAUUUCGGUGGCGGCAUCAAUCUGGAAGGGAACGACUGAACGCCUCGAAGGCGCUGCUGGCGAAGGUCAACUUGGGAAUUCUUCUCUGGCCCGAGAGUCGCCAAGCCCUACCACAGGCACGGGCAGUAUUCCGAUCCCGUCUCUGCCCCCCACGGCCACUGGAGCGCCCCGCCAAGAGCCGCCUGCAAGCCCAACUUCUACUGCAAUCGCCGUCGCCAGGUCCUUCCUCCCACCAUACACGUUGGAAGCCAUUUCCAGAAAUGCCUCUUCUCUACAAGCACAAGCUCUCGCUUGGUUAGGAGAUCAUCAUCCAGAAUUCAAUGAAGGCAUGCCGGGUUGGCGCAAGCAGCAAUUGGUGGCUUUGGCAACUGGAAGAAAUUCCAGAAGCUGGAUCGCGGGCCAAAUUGCACAAGGGACGGGCGAUUCGAUUCCAAACUCUGCUAAAUUUGGCUGCUGGAAGGUAAAAACUUAUCACCUGCCUCCCGAGAUCGGCCUCUUGACUUCCUUGACACGGAUUAAUUUUGGCAUGGGUCGUCCAAGAGGUAGACUGCCAAGCGAGUUGGGAUUGCUGACAGAACUAACUUUUCUGAGCCUGUUUUCCAACUACAUGACUGGGACGCUUCCUCAAGAGCUUUGGCGUCUUUCCAAGUUGGAUGAGCUUACUCUCUUUAGCAAUCGAUUUCGCGGGCCACUGUAUUCGGAGAUGGGUUUGAUGACAGCUCUGACACAUUUAUCCUUAUCGAUGAAUGAUUUGACCGGUACCAUUCCGCAAGAGCUACAGAAGAUGACAGCAAUGGAAUCCCUCUACUUGGGCGGCAAUCAAUUUACUGGGGCCCUUCCUACAUUGGGGAACAUGACGUCCUUGGUCAGCUUUGAGCUCUUUGGCAAUCCUCGCCUGACUGGAACAGUUUCUCCUUGGUUCUUGAGAUCAGCGUCCAAUUUGAAAUAUUUGGAAAUUCUAAACACAUCUUUGACAGCUAGCAUACCUUCGGAACUGUGUCUCUUGACCUCCUUGAGAACGCUCCGCCUUUUUGACAAUCCAAACUUCACGGGAACAGUGCCGCCUUCAUGCUUGGCAUCCUUUUCUGAUUUGGAAAUCCUUCAGCUUGACCGCACGUCCAUGACAACAGGCAGCUUACCUUCCGAGCUAGGGCUUUUGACAGCCAUGCAAGAGCUGUAUCUUCAGGACAACCCAUCCCUCACUGGUACAAUUCCUCCUCCUGUUGUGGCAUCAAUGCGGAAUUUGACGUACUUGACUCGACUUUCUUCAAUACUUCCUUGACGGGCACCUUGCCAGCUGAUCUUUGUUCGUUCCGUGGAUUGCAACACAAUAGCAUUACUCUCGGACAGAUUGAAAAAUAGAUUGCUCCAAGAUGUCUUGUCCAUCUUGUGUGCCUGAUAAUUUGAACUGUGUGUGCCAUGACAACAUGGCAGAUAAUCAAUAGCAUGAAAGGUACGGUAGCAAACACUUGGGACCAAGGUAGUGUAGCUGCUGCUAACGUCUGACUUUUUUGUUUUUGGU
Molecule: messenger RNA, 2038 nt
Organism: Seminavis robusta
Lineage: Eukaryota; Bacillariophyta; Bacillariophyceae; Naviculales; Naviculaceae
Source: the annotation of a GenBank genome assembly